AGAAAUGAAAUUAAGUCUGCGAGGGACUCGGCUCAGAGAAGUUGGGAUGAAGCUCCAUGAGAAGAUUCUGACCCAUUACCUGUCCUGCACCUCUCCAGUGGAUAAAGAGGGAUAUCUCUACAAGAAGAAAGAGCGGACUGGCACCUUCCAGCAGCGGUGGUUCGUCCUGAAGGCCAACCUGCUCUUCUACCAGGAGCGUCCGGCCGACCGGCACCUGCUGGGCGUCAUUGUGCUGGAGGGCUGCACGGUCCAGCGCUCCGAGUCCCACCAACAGUUUGCCUUCGCUCUGGUCUUCGGACCUGGACUCAAAACCUACAGGUUCUUAGCAGCAGAUCAUCGCUCUCAGGAGAGCUGGGUGAAAGCGCUGUUCUCGGCCCGACACUGUUACCUCUCCCAGCUGGUGAGAGAUCUGGGGAGGGAAUACGAAGAAGCUAAACAACAAGGCUCCAGUGACCCCCCCUCCUCUGUGGGCCUCCUCAGUCUGUCCACAAACAGCCUCUGGGCUGCAGGAGGAACAUCUGCUGCCGUCAGAGAAGGGAGAAGCUUCAGCGCCAGCUCGGUUCUUCAAGCUGCCUCAGUACCGACCAAAGUGGUGCCCAAACUGUGGCAGAGGAGGAACGCUUAUGUCACACCGCUCAACGGACCGGCCCCUCUGUACGGAGAAUGGCCUCUGGUGGGGUCCGAUCCACUCGUGGAGUUCAGUAAACUUCAUGACUUUUAUGGUCAGGAGGUGAAGAAAGUGAGAGAGGAGUGGCUGAGGAGCCGACCGGCACCGGAGGACGGCGGCAGAGACCUCAUCGACCUCGGCUGACUAAAGACUUUUUAAGGGAAAUUGAUGUGAAUCAGAGAAUAUUUCUGUUCAAGUUUUAUAUCUUUUCAUUUAUUCACAGAUGAGCUCGUUAUUCUUUAUAAUCCC
Messenger RNA from Nematolebias whitei (Rio pearlfish), 916 nucleotides. RefSeq names its product PH domain containing endocytic trafficking adaptor 2 (gene pheta2). Bases 5 to 811 code for a protein of 268 amino acids. Gene Ontology annotation, biological process: endosome organization; receptor recycling; retrograde transport, endosome to Golgi. The record is from RefSeq and is a predicted model, not a curated record. Gene Ontology annotation, cellular component: early endosome; recycling endosome; trans-Golgi network. The transcript is spliced from 4 exons. Lineage: Eukaryota; Metazoa; Chordata; Actinopteri; Cyprinodontiformes; Rivulidae.